This is a messenger RNA of Aphanomyces invadans, 3425 nucleotides long. RefSeq lists its product as hypothetical. Bases 115 to 1866 code for a protein of 583 amino acids. The record is from RefSeq and is a predicted model, not a curated record. The transcript is spliced from 5 exons. NCBI's taxonomy places the organism in Eukaryota, Oomycota, Saprolegniomycetes, Saprolegniales, Verrucalvaceae.
GCUCAAGCUAGAAACCUCGAUUUUCUCGCGCUCCACCCGAGCGAGAGCGAACUCGCACCGAGCUAGCAUCCACCAAACGAACGCGAACGCCUCCUAGCCAUCCCCACCACGCACAUGCCAGUGAAGGACUGCACCACCGACAACACCGGGGAGACAAGGGAGUACCCCUCAGACCUCGGUCGACUCGCAGACAUCUCGGUGGACAUGAGACCAUAUGCGAGUGAAAGCAGCGAUUCCGAAGCGGACGUGUUUGCCGCCACAGAUGCCCGCAAACUCCGCAUGUUGGCCGCCGUCGACAAAACGGAGGAACUCAAAGACUACGUACUGACGGCGAUGCGGCAAUUGUCGCGGAUGAGUUCUGGACUUGCGAUGCUUCUCCCCACGUCGUCGCUGCACCAAGCCAGCCAUUCGACCAUGGACGACACAAAUCCUCGCGGGGCUGACCUCAUGGGACGGGUAUGGCACAGCCUCCACAAAGUUAGUGCAGCUGUGAACUCACUUGCGCGGCACUCGACGACCGGUCGCGACCCUUACUUUGAAGCGUUGGAUCUAACCCUCCUACCCCCCGACCCGACGAUGGCGCUCGAAGCAAUUCAUGCAAAGCUUUACGCUCUCAGACAUAAACUCGUCGCGCCUCUCCAAAAAGUCGAUGCCGCCGCGCGACCGCUUCUCAUGUCUGCGUGGGAGCAAGGCCACGCAGCGUCCCACGAACAUGCUGCGACUGCCGUGACAUGCUGGACUACCAAAGCCGCCGAAUUGCAUGUGCGAGUCCAAGCCGCCAUCGCGGAAACCCCUCGCUCGGAUGACAACGGCACAGCGCUCCUUCUGCGAGACGUCAAGGACUUCCUUGGAACAAUGCGCCUCAUUCAUGCCCCAGCCUUGACAGCGGCGUCGGUGCGACAGGCACAAGCUGUGAAUGAGCUCGUGGCGGCGUUGCAAUCGUCUCUGCCAAGCUCCAUCGCCGCCGACGUCCCCCAUCGCCAUACACCGGCAACAUGGGAGAUGGCCAAGGUACCUCAAGCUUCAUCCAAUCCAUCUCGCCGGCCGUCAGGAUCGCAGAACCAGUCACACGGGAAGGACCGACUACAUACGAAGGACCCCACAGGAAGCCCUCGGCAUUAUGCCGACAUGAAGAAGCGGAAGGAAGCGCCGUCGACCGACCUGUUUGAACACCAACAGCAGACCUCCCACGAGAAGAAGGCGCGACGGCCAAGUACGUCGCCAUAUGCGGCGUGGAGCCUUGGCCACAAGGAACGAGACGUCAAAAAACACGAUGCCACGUCCCUUCCCAUGGCGCCGACGAUUUCGUCCACUGCACAGCAACUUGCCGCGUCGGCGCUGCAAGCAUCGCCGUCGUCAUCCCGUCGAGGUCGCCCGGCCUUCCACGAUGCAUCGGCAGCGCUUCCUGGAACGCCGCCGACGGCGGCAUCCGAUGACAAUGUAGCAUCGAUCCCAUCGCCAACAGUGUCACCGUCCCGCGUUGUCGGGUGUGAAAAGUGCCGCAUGAACAACAACCACGACAAGAUGCUGCUGUGUGACAACCACUGCGGCCGAGAGUACCACAUGUACUGCCUCGAGCCGCGGCUAGACGUUGUUCCUGAAGACGACUGGUUCUGUCCAGAGUGCGUCAAGGUCGCAUGCUUGGCCGUCAAAUGCAAUCGCUUUUGUGUGUUCAACCAACGCUACUGCCCGCGCCACCUGUGCAAGGAGAAAGGAUGUUCGUACCGAUGCAAGAAGCAAGGGUACUGUGGCAAGCACUCGAAGCUACACGUGUACGAGCCGACCCACCGCGGCGGCCACGUCGGGGGCCCCACCGACGCGUUCGACGAAGACGACGACGAGUACAUGGCGUCGUCCAAGCAGUAGCGAGCUCCCGUUGACGACGAUAAAAUAAAUUACGGUUCCACACACCACUUUGUCGAUCACGCUGCCAUGCUCCGCUUCUGGUGCGUGUCGUGGCGGCGACAAUACCCGCGGCCGCGCAGGCGAAAAUUGCACCCUUUGAAGCGACAACUGUGGACGGCACAGUACCUUGUGACACUGAUGCGUUUGCAGUGCAAUGCGGCGCACAAAUACACUUGGCCGUCGCCAGACAACCCCAACGACUCCAUGCAGUCCGGACAGAACCACGAUCCCUCGUCGGGUGGACCGGACAGUUCGAGACAAGCGGCAUGGUAUUGCUUGCCGCAGCUAUUGUCGCAUGACAUCAAGGCCUCCGCCGUCUCUUCACCGCAAACGGUGCAUCCAGCGAAUGUGGCGGCACGUGCGCGCUUCGUAGGGCGGGUCGACACAGGGACAGGAGACGAUGGUGGCGAUGGACCUUCUAGAAAAUGAGAUGCUAAGCACGAAGGGAUACGAUGCGGUACCUUGAUCGUGGUCGGCUUCUCGCCGCAUCGCAUUGGCGAGAUCACGUGCUUCCGUCGCCAAAAACUCGAACCUUUGAACGUUGUGUUGGUGAAUCCCUCGGCACAACUGAUCAGAAGACUCUUGGAUGGCCAAUUUGCGAAUGUCAGUGGAUUCAUCGCGCACGAGGUUGCACAGUGAUACGGACGACACAAAGUCGAGGCACUGCUCAAUCAAGGCGUGGUGGCUACCAUCACAGCUGCUUGUCGGGUUGGGGGUAGCCAGAGCAUCUUGCAAUUUGACGCGCAAUUCCGCGGCGGCAUUUCGCCAACACGCCAGGUUCAUACGGGCUUCGUGUCGACUCAACUUUUGUGCGGUUUCCCACAACUGUUCCAUGCUUGGCCGGACGAUGGGCAUCAGCUCGUUGGACGCAGUCGACCGAAUCGAGUCCACAAUAUGGCGAAAUGCAGUCAAAGACACACUCAUGUUGUCGACAGCAUCGCUGGGGUCGCUUUGUAUGCUAUUGAGAGUCGGGCCGGCGUAGUCUCCGUUCGCUCCGUUGUCCCGCAGGAGUGCAGUCACGCAUUGGCUCAAGUCAUGCAGCCCCUGCGCCAGGCGCUUGCUCGGAGCACCAUGAAGGCUAUUGAGUUGUACGGAAACCUUGCGCUUCGAUGGUUUUCCAUUUCGUCGAGCCCCGCGUCCUGUUCCAGCUGAAGAACCUCCUGGUGUAACUCGGAUAUCUUGUAUCUCGAUCUCAAUUGGAGGAGAUUCUUCCGAAUCGACAUCCUUGCCAGUGCUGUAGUCAGACACAACGGGUUGAUUGCCAUGAUCGUCGUCGCUACCACCGUCGCUCUCGCUCUCGGAGUGGAAGUCGUCGUCGUAAUACUGGGAGAAGGUCACCAUAUUGUGGUGCGCGUCCACACUCGCAAUGGGGGACUGUUUGAAUCGCUUCAUGCGGUCCGACAUUUCCGCAAGCCUGUCCAAUGCAGACGCGGCCAUGGCAUCUUCGUCGGCGUGCCGUUUCUCGCAGGACAUGACGCGCAUGCUCCGGCCCUUGUGCCCACUCGCAAAAUGACUGCGUU